AUGGGCUUGCAUAGUCGCGACGUUGGAUACAGCAGCUCUUUGGACUGCGACGACGAUAGCAUUAUACUGCAAAAGCUAGGUAGAUGGCACAAUCCUCGGGAUGAAUUCGACAAGCUCUCCGAGCGAAACCACGAUUCUGUGCUCAGCUGCUUGGCUCAAAGCGGCAACCUUGUCAAGCAUCCCGAUACUGUCUUCGUGGUCAAAGAUAUGACAGCUACCCGCAUUGCUCUCGCCGCUUCGAAGAUCAGCAUCAUGGGCUUCUCUUACGGCACGCAGAUGACCGCCGAAUACAUCUCGUUGUUUCUACAGCAGGUCGGCCAGGUCAGAAUGGACGGUGCCUUGGACCAUACUACAGAUAAAAUCGUACACUUCAUCGAAGAAGGCAAGUCUGUGUAAGAAUGCUUCGGACGAUGGGCGAAUUAGUGCGACGGGAACAAGACUUUCGCAUUUACUGGCAGCGACUCGAAAGCCCGAGAACUUUGGGGAGACCAGUUGAAACAUGUGCAUAACGGGAAGAUGAAGGUCAACUACGCCUACAACCGCGAAUCAAACGGUCGCAAACCUCAGCAGCUUAUUUCAAGCGACAUCCUUCAGGUGGUUCGCGCUUUCUUGUACAGUGCCCCUUCUGAUUGGGUCCAAUCGGAUCAUGCGCUCAAUGAUACGGCGCAUGCAAAUAUUGAACGAGUCUCUAUCCGAGUGGAACAAACCAAGAAAUGA
Molecule: messenger RNA, 717 nt
Organism: Lecanosticta acicola
Lineage: Eukaryota; Fungi; Ascomycota; Dothideomycetes; Mycosphaerellales; Mycosphaerellaceae
Source: the annotation of a GenBank genome assembly